Molecule: messenger RNA, 4815 nt
Organism: Apodemus sylvaticus (European woodmouse)
Lineage: Eukaryota; Metazoa; Chordata; Mammalia; Rodentia; Muridae
Gene: Grap2
Product: GRB2 related adaptor protein 2
Exons: 8
Coding region: 225-1193 (322 amino acids)
Molecular function (GO): protein binding
Source: RefSeq, a predicted model, not a curated record
AGGGAGGAGGCGGAGGCUGUAUUGAUGGAUUUGGGGCUUGCACCCUGCUUCAGUGUGGCGCUCAGAAGCCAACACAAGGCAGACCUGUAGGCUGAGGCGGCGCGGUAAACUUGACAUUUGAAUGCAUCUUCCCACUGGCAAAAGGCGAAUCUAAUAACUCGUUGUCAAAGCUGAGAUACACACUCAACUCAACCUCUUCGCUUCCCAAAGCUUCUCGUCAAGACAUGGAAGCUAUUGCCAAGUUUGAUUUCAUGGCCUCGGGUGAGGACGAAUUGAGCUUUCACACAGGAGAUAUUCUGAAGAUACUAAGCAGCCAGGAGGAGUGGCUCAAGGCGGAGCUGGGAAGCCAAGAAGGAUAUGUGCCUAAGAAUUUUAUAGAUAUCGAGUUUCCUGAGUGGUUCCACGAAGGCCUCUCUCGACAUCAAGCAGAAAACUUACUCAUGGGCAAGGAAAUUGGGUUCUUCAUCAUCAGGGCCAGCCAGAGCUCCCCAGGAGACUUCUCCAUCUCUGUCAGGCACGAGGACGAUGUUCAGCACUUCAAAGUCAUGAGAGACACCAAGGGCAAUUACUUCCUGUGGACCGAGAAGUUCCCAUCCCUGAAUAAGCUGGUGGACUACUACCGGACAACAUCCAUCUCCAAACAGAAGCAGAUCUUCCUUCGGGAUGGCACCCAAGAUCAGGGUCACCGGGGCAACAGCCUGGACAGGAGGUCCCAGGGGGGACCUCACCCAAGUGGAACCGUAGGAGACGACAUCCGACCUUUGGUGAACCGGAAGCUGUCAGACCACCUUCCUCUGGGUCCCCAGCAGUACCACCCGCACCAACAGCCGCCCCCCCAGUUCCCACCAGGGCCGCAGCCCCCUUCACAGCAGCGCUAUCUGCAGCAUUUCCACCAGGACCGUCGUGGAGGCAGCCUGGACAUAAACGACGGACACUGUGGCAUUAGCAGUGAAGUGAACGCCACCCUGAUGCACCGGAGACACACAGACCCCGUACAGCUCCAGGCAGCAGGGCGAGUGCGCUGGGCCAGGGCACUCUAUGACUUUGAGGCUCUGGAGGAGGACGAGCUGGGAUUUCGAAGCGGAGAGGUGGUUGAAGUCCUGGACAGCUCCAACCCAUCUUGGUGGACCGGCCGCCUGCACAACAAACUGGGUCUCUUCCCCGCCAACUAUGUAGCCCCCAUGAUGCGAUGAGUCGCACUGGGAGGCUUAGGGGCUUUUUCAUCUGAAGCCGCCUGCAAGACAAGGAGGGGCAAAGGGGAAAAGCUGAACUUUAUAACUACACAUACAUGCAUACACGUGCAUGUGUGCCCCUGUGUACACAAAACAUGUAUGUGUAGGCCUAUGGCUACACACAACAUUUUAUAAUAGUAAUUUAUUGGCAGGCAGGUUGGCUUGUUGACCGGCAUGAGAAGGCACUCGGGUGGAGAGGGGGGCGUUUGGCCGGCUCUUCUCUGUGUGAGAGGGCAGUGGGGAGCCGGGAGCAGGGCAGGGAAACUUUUCCUGGUCCUUGGACUUUCACGACUUCUUUCCUGGCUUGGGACUUUCCUAAGAGAGCAAGCAGCUAAACAGAGAUCACACCCCAGGGAUGGAUGCACAGGACUGGGCUGGGCUUGGCGAGGCGUGUUAGGUCGUUCACCUGGCCCUGUCCACUUACAGGAUACUCCCCUCUUCUGCACAGAGCAGGCGCUGCACCCUGAGAAUUAAGAUGCAGCAGAUACAGGGCUCCAGGCACCAAGCAAGUCUGAGCAAGGAGCCUGCAAGGGCGUGGUCGGGAGGCUCCCCUUGGUGUGGGAGAGCCAUGCACGCUCAGGCCUAGUUGAUGUCUUGGCUGGGACUUUUACUUUCCAUCUGAGACUGUCCCUUGGGUAAUCCUCUUCCCCUGUGGCUGACAAGAGAGUUUAGAACACUGGCCACCACCGCAGAGCCAAUCACUAGGGAGUACUCAGGGGUUCUCCACAGGCCCUUGUGGCUUACUUGAAGGUAGCUUCUGUUUCCGCAGCUGCAAAGAAAGCUGCAGCCUAGAUUCUUGGAAGUACUCGGAGAAGCCCUGGCGGAGAAUGUGGGAUGUGUCAGCAGCCUCACUCUGUGGUUACAAAAGUGUCUCUGUGGAGCUCAGUUGGGUUUUGCUCCUGAUUUUCUGUGGUUGAGAACAUCUUUGCCAAGAGCACUGACUUCAGAUCGAUCGAUCGAUCGACGACUGACUCUAACCCCGACAGGAGCUUCAUGGAAAUGGGUUUCCUCUUCUGUUUGAGCGCUAGGCCUCCCUCCACCUGGGAAGAGGAACCCCACUGCCCCUGUCCCUCUUUGUCACCUUAGUGCCUGACCUGGGGAAUAAAGCAGAGAAGCCUGGCUGGGCAGGGAGGGACACUGGAGAGGAGGCUCGGUGCUUUUGUGGAGCUUGGGAGUAAAGAUGUCAGAACAGAGGCACACUUACGAGAGUGUUGGUAUAAGUGUUUGUGUGUGUGUGUGUUCUGAGAUAGGAAAGGAAGAACUGGGGUGAAAAGAGUAUGUGACAUUGGAGGGGGGAGAAGCUGUCUCCGUGUCCCCUCCUGCUUUAGGGAGGGGCUGGAGGGCAUCGGUUACUGAGGGAGACAAAAGAACAGUCUGUGACUCAUGAGUCACUGCAGUGUGGCAUAUACUCCGUCCCUUGUGACUCUGAUUCAACAAUCCUCUGAUCCCUGGGUUCCUUUAAGAGAGAAAGAGAGGGGCCAGGAGGGAAGCGAACACGGCCUGGAGGUUCAGGGGAGCAGAGCAGGAGUGAGGAGCAGCUGGAGCCCUGGGACAGGAAAGCAGGGACAGUGUCAGAAGAUGGGUGGCAGAUGGGAGACAGGGAGACCAGUGUGUGUGUGUGGGGGGGGUGUCAAGCAGGGCUGUGAGGAAGCAUGGGCAGCUGGUGAAAAAAGGACUCUUCCUCCCCCCCAACCCCCCACCCCCGGGGCAGGGAGGAGCCCCCCCACCCCACCCCCAGUGCCAGUGAGGAAAGAGUGCAUCAGAAGGAGGUGAAGAGCAGAGAAGGCGCCAAGGAGGAAAAGUGAGACCGGAAGCUGAGGCGAAGUGGGCCUGACCAGCAAGCCUGGUAGUAGGUGAUGUGAGACGUUACAGUAAAUAAAAGCCAAAAGUGGUGUUUGGUUUAACAGUAUUUGCAAACCAUAUGCUUUUAGCAGCCCACAAACUUCAUCCAUUUGGCUGAUUCUGUGGGAGGAGCAGCCCUGGCUGAGGCAGAGAUGACUAGCUUGGUUCUGGUCUAGUUACUAUGCCUUGAAACACUCUGUGAGAAUACAGUAAUAAAGUUUCGCCAGCCUGUAUCUGAUGUCCAUGUGGCACAGCUCUAGGAGCAGGGGGUACCCUCCGCCUUGGGGCAGCAGGGGUGCUAGGCCUGGAGAGACAAAGCUCCUAAAAGCCCUGGAACGGAAUCCUGUUCUAACAGGAGCCCUAGUGGGAGAAGAUAUGAGGAAUUUUUAUUGAGGUCUCCUCAUUAGCGGGGCUCAAUUCAAAAGGGAACAGGAGAGUCACCCAAACCACUAAGGGAGUCAUGGCUUCAUAGGGACUGAGCCAAGAAGAGAUUUUGGCCACCACACCCUAGGUGCAGCUUUGUGACAUCUGAGCAGAGAACUUCCAGAGAAAAGCCAGUUCCUGUUGAACCAGUUAGGGUUUCCUCCCCAGUUGCUGGAAAUUACUUCAUUUCAAAUAUCCAGCAGCUACCAGGGCCCACUCGCCAUUACAUGGUCUCAGGCUGAUCUAAGGAAAUACUUCUCAAAAUCUCAAGUAUCUGAGCGUUGUCUGGGGACCGUGUUAAAAUGCGGGUUCUGACUCAACCUUACAUCUCUAACAAGCUCCCAGGUGCUUUGAUCAGCAAGGGCAUCAGCCUCACAAAUCUAAUUGGAUUCUUUUUCUGGGGAUAGUCAGCCACUGCUCUUUGUUGCUAGUGAAUAAGUCACUUUGGCUUUGGGACAGGCACAACUCAUUACUGUCUUUAUGACAUCAUUCCUGUUUGGCGGCCGGUGACUUCUUUUUGCAUCUUCAUCAGGAAUCAGAAAUUUUCCAAGUGACAGGCAUUCGGCUGGAGACUCAAACAGGAAUUCCCUACUAGAAAUCACUUUAACAGGAGCAGAAGCUGUGGAAGGUGCAGACGCCUUCUCAGGAAAUCCUGAAAGAGAAAAAUCAAUGUCCAUUACUUUGGGCUCUGGGCAAGGCAGGGACCAUCACUAGAUCUCAGCUCACAGCCCACACAGGGGACAGAGCGGCCUAGUCAAAAUAAUUACAUGGCACAAUCAUUUUGUCUAGUUUUAAUGUGACUAUAAGACAAGCGUGUGAGGAAAAAAUCUACCAGUGCAAUUCUUUAAAACAAAUUUAUUUUUGUUAUUGUUUUUCAAGUCCUUCCACUUCAUCUCCCAGCCACAGCAUCCUUCCGUCUCCCAUAGCAACUCACUGUCCUCUGUGCUUGUUGCCCUGCAUUCCUUCCUGUGCCUGGUACACUCUCCACUCAGACACCAAGGCGAUGUUUGGACAGACAAACCCAAGCACAUCACUUUUCUUCACAAACACUUAGCCUUGAACCUAAAACCCCAACCCAGUCCUGCGAGGUCUGGCCCCUUGGGGAUCUUUUCUCCAAUCUCCUCUUGCUUUCAUACCCCUUCCCCAGUGUUCUUCCUUCAGCCUCCAGAUGGCUAAGAACCUUCCCGAGUGUUUUCAUAAUUGUGGGUCCCUCCAGGAUGCACAUCCUGUGCUUUCCAGCUGACUGCUGUUCAGAUCUGGGUUCACAUGUCACUUCCUCUCAUCACCCCCAUGUGAAAUAAAAUAUCUCUUUAGAUAA